Messenger RNA from Hyaloscypha bicolor E, 1188 nucleotides. RefSeq lists its product as uncharacterized. The record is from RefSeq and is a predicted model, not a curated record. The transcript has a single exon. NCBI's taxonomy places the organism in Eukaryota, Fungi, Ascomycota, Leotiomycetes, Helotiales, Hyaloscyphaceae. Bases 383 to 880 code for a protein of 165 amino acids.
CGUUAAUCAAAUUCUAUUCACGCUAUUCAUGAAUAUUCAUGAAUUAAUUAAUUAAUCUGAUUAAUUUUUUCGCACACUGCCAGCUGCCACCCCUCACUAGACCACCCAAUCGCCACAACUUCCCGCCCAUCAAUCUUCAACCCCUCAACUUUCAACUUGAGAUGCGGGAGUUCGUAGCACGCCAACUCGAGAGCAUCGCAGAUGCCGACCAUGGGGCCGUCGAAGAGGGAGGCUUCGGGACAGAACCGAUGGUCGAUAGAGACGGACGAAGCCGUGGAAGAGCAGCAGGCACGCUUGUGCGGGGCGCACGUCCUAUGCAAGAGAAGAUCAUGUGGAAGCCGCCGUGGACCAUGAGGGCUUUCUCGAAUCAGCAAAUAUUCAUAUGCGUGAGAGAAGAAGGGAGGAGGACUUACGGAUAGGCAUCUUCGUAGAGGAUGGAAUGAGAGGGGUAAUACACGUCGGUGUGAAUCGCCAGAUCACCCAUCUGCUUGUAGACCACGGUCUCCAUGCUAAACUGCCCUUUCUUGCUUCCUUCAUUCGAAUGAAUAAUAUCCUCGGGUCUCGCAGCCGGAAACCUAGAAAUAAGGGGAACGGUCUGCGAUUCAGGAGAAUCCCCGUCACUCCAACUAACGCUCUCGAACCCGAUACUGUCCAUCACACCCUCCCAAUGCCGCUCAUCAACAAGCGCAUGUUCUCGCUCACCCUCAAACAACCACCACCCCUCAAAACAAGCCCCACGCAAUAUCCAAACAGUAGAUAUGGUUCGUUGCUUCGACGAAGAAUCAGUGUGCCAUCUUCUCUCAGCAUCUGCCUAACAUUACCCAGCGUGUGCUUGAGCCACCUCGUUGCAUGCACACAAUUAGUAUCUACAACGAUAUGAUACCCACCGAUCAUUUCCCCAACAGGCUCUUUCUCAAGACCAAGAGUCUUGAACACCCUUGAACCCCUUCUUCGCAUCCGCAACCCAGAACGCGCACUCAAAAUCCGUAAAAGUGUAAUGUACUCGAAGUCCACCCCUGUUCUUCCUCAGAUGAUCAAACCAUAUACUUUGUCGUACCGCUCGUUCCUGCUUCGGCUUCCAAGACCUCGGAUUUUCCUUCCCCAGUUGACUGCGAGAGGCCUUGAGGCGGGAAUAACUGAGCAGUAAAGUGGGUGUGCGAAGCAAAGGCUAGUUCUCAUACACAUUCG